AUGCGACGCCUCAUCGAGCGACAAGCGGAAGAUCAACGACGACGAGAUGCUGAGCACGAAAAAUUAAACCAGCAACUAAUGGAAGAAAAGAAACGCACCGAUAAGCUAGAAAAAGAGGUGAAAGACGAACGAGAAAAAAGGGAGAAAGCCGAACGAGAAAGAAAGGAGCAAGCUGAUCGAGAAGCAAAGGAGAAAGCUGAUCGAGAAGCACAGGAGCAAGCUGAUCGAGAAGCAAGGGAACAAGCUGACCGAGCGCAACUUCAAGAAUUUGCUGCACCUGGUACGUACAACGAACUUGGUCGAAAUUAUUUAUUUCUCCAAUCGUCACUAAUCAUCGAAGCAUUUUCAAAUGUUUAUUUCUAA
Messenger RNA from Adineta steineri, 363 nucleotides. The record is from the annotation of a GenBank genome assembly. Lineage: Eukaryota; Metazoa; Rotifera; Eurotatoria; Adinetida; Adinetidae.